Molecule: messenger RNA, 1842 nt
Organism: Maniola jurtina (meadow brown)
Lineage: Eukaryota; Metazoa; Arthropoda; Insecta; Lepidoptera; Nymphalidae
Gene: Surf4
Product: surfeit locus protein 4 homolog
Exons: 6
Coding region: 303-1115 (270 amino acids)
Biological process (GO): Golgi organization
Cellular component (GO): endoplasmic reticulum-Golgi intermediate compartment; endoplasmic reticulum; membrane
Source: RefSeq, a predicted model, not a curated record
AAGGUUUGAAAAACAGAGCAAAACAUCCGGGUAAAUUUUUCUAUUUAAUUUCUUUACAGCAUUAAAUAACUGCAUUGUUUAGAUACAACUAGUACUAGUAAGUUAUUUUUCAUAUUUAUUUAUCUAAACGAGAUUUCUUGGUUAAUGGUAAUAUUAUAUUAUAUGAGUGUCUUGAUAUUUAGGGAUACUGUUUUGAACAGGAAGUUUGUCCAACUGUCAACACGUCACUCGACGACCGACAACGAGUCCGACGACAGUGAAAUUCAGUUUUGGUGAUAGUGUUUGUGAAUUUGUUGGUGAAAAUGCAAAUUCCAAAUGAAUAUGUCUCGACGGCGGAGGACAUAGCAGACCAGGUAAUCAGAAAACUGAAGCAUGUACUGCCUACAGUGGCACGGCUGUGCCUCAUCUCCACAUUCCUUGAAGAUGGGCUCCGGAUGUGGUUCCAAUGGUACGAGCAGAGAGACUACAUGGAUAUGUCAUGGGGAUGUGGAAAAUUCCUAGCUACAGUGUUUGUGAUAGUAAACUUAUUUGGUCAACUCGGCGGCUGUGUCAUGGUUCUCGGGAGGUUAAAAGUGGACAUCGCAUGCGGGAUGCUUUUCUUCAUCGUCGUGUUACAGACAUUCGCCUACAGCAUACUAUGGGACGUGCAGUUCCUCCUGCGUAACUUGGCUCUCAUAGGCGCCUUGUUGCUAGUGCUGGCGGAAGCGAGGGCGGAGGGGCGCAGCCUGUUCGCCGGAGUUCCGUCCCUGGGAGAGAACAAGCCUAAGACGUACUUGCAGCUCGCUGGUCGUAUCUUACUGGCGUUCAUGUUCAUCACACUGCUACGAUUUGAGGUCUCCUUCAUACAGAUCGUUCAAGACCUGUUGGGGAGCGUCCUGAUGGUUCUCGUGACCGUGGGCUAUCGCACCAAGCUGUCGGCCUUGAUGCUAGUGCUGGUGCUGACGGUGCUCAACCUCUACCACAACGCGUGGUGGCUGGUGCCCAACUACAAGCCGCUGAGGGACUUCCUUAAAUACGACUUCUUCCAGACGCUGUCCGUGAUCGGCGGUCUCCUUAUGAUAGUGUACCUCGGGCCGGGCGGCGUGAGUAUGGACGAGCACAAGAAGAAAUGGUAGAAGCGAUCGCGACAGACUAUACUGCUAGUCCGAAGUGCACAGACUAUAUUACGAUAAGAUUGUUGAUGGUGCGAUGUACGUGAUGUUUGUAUGUAAAUAUAAGACGAUCCAACUGUUUGUUUGUGCCUCUUCUCACUGCUAGAGGGUAUUACAGAGUUAAAAACCUUGUUUCUGUAUUUUUCCUAAUUUUGUGAUAGGAAAUCCCUUUUCCAUAUGAAUUUAAAACUUGAAACAUUCUUAGGACGCUGAAUGCUCCAUUUACAAAAAACCAAAUAAAGAUAAAAGUUUGAUUUUUAUUUCUAACUUAACUUCCUAUUUAGGUGCUUCAAGUAAGCAACAGUUUAAUGCACACUUUGUGCUGCAGCAAUUACGCAAUUUGACACAUAAAGAUUCAUAUAUGUUAAAAAAAUAGAUGAAUAAAAUUUGUCAAAAUUUUACACUCCCUACUUAUACACUUAAAAUUAUGGGAUAAAAAAUUUAAAUUCAUAUGAAUAAAAGGAUUUUAUACAUUACUUUUGAAAGGCUUUUGUCUCUCUAAUGUCUUUUGUAGUAAGAAUAGAUUGAAUGGGUUGUGCCUGAUAUUAUACGGAAUAGAAACAAUUAUGACCGUGACGCGUUUUAGUACAUCUUAAUAUUAGGACUUGGUGAAGCUUUAUCUAAAUCAGUUUUUAUAUCACACACAGCUUUAUUGUCACAAUAAUGAUUAUUUAUGCUUUUUUCUACCAAU